Messenger RNA from Camelina sativa (false flax), 1019 nucleotides. RefSeq names its product GATA transcription factor 20-like. Gene Ontology annotation, biological process: regulation of DNA-templated transcription. The record is from RefSeq and is a predicted model, not a curated record. NCBI's taxonomy places the organism in Eukaryota, Viridiplantae, Streptophyta, Magnoliopsida, Brassicales, Brassicaceae. Gene Ontology annotation, molecular function: zinc ion binding; sequence-specific DNA binding.
UAACUUGUAACUUCAAUCACAAAGCCACCGCAACAACACACAUAUCUCUCUCUCCUUUUUAUUUUCUAUCUAGUCUUCAGUUUCAUGAUGGGAUACCAAACAAACCCUAGUUUCUCAAUGUUUUUCUCCUCUGAAAAUGACGACCAAAACCAAUACAAUUACGAUCCUUACAAUGAUCUCUCUUCAUCAACUUCUGUUGAUUGCACUCUCUCACUUGGAACACCCUCUACUCGUCUUGACGACCACCGUAGAUUCUCUUCUGCUGGUUCUAACAACAUCUCCGGAGACUUCUACUUUCACGGAGGGAACGCCAAGACUGCAUCGUACAAGAAGGGUGGUGGUGAUCAUAGCCUACCUCGCCGUUGUGCUAGCUGCGACACCACUUCAACUCCUCUAUGGAGAAACGGACCAAAAGGACCUAAGUCGUUAUGUAAUGCUUGUGGAAUCCGAUUCAAGAAGGAGGAGAGGCGUGCAACGGCCAGAAACUUAACGAUCGCCGGUGGAGGUUCAUCGGCGGCAGAAAUUCCGGUAGAGAAUCCGUACAACGGAGGUGGAAGCUAUUAUAGUCAUCAUCAUCACUAUGCAUCGUCGUCGCCGUCGUGGGCUCAUCAGAAUACACAGAGAGUUCCUUAUUUCUCACCGGCGCCAGAAAUGGAAUAUCCCUACGUGGAAGACGCCACGGCUGCUUCGUUUAUGUCUUGGAAUUGACGUAAGUAUCACGUAAGCGAUCGAGUCCGGACGACUUCUCCACCAUUUUGACGAGAUGAAGAAGAAACAAACGUUACUUAUCAUAGAUUGUAUCACACAAAGUAAAAUCUGUCUGUCUUGGUCAAAUUCAUUAUUAUUUUAGUUUUUUUUUUUUCAUUUUUCUUUUCUCGACUCUAGCUACUUGUGUUUUUUUUUUCUCAUGACUUUUUUGAAAGCUAUAUGGUGUUUAUGAUAAAUACGUACUGUAUAACCCUUUUCAUGAUGUUUCCACUUACUUUGACACCAUAUAUGAUAGAUAUAUUACAACUUUA